Molecule: messenger RNA, 2016 nt
Organism: Phalacrocorax carbo (great cormorant)
Lineage: Eukaryota; Metazoa; Chordata; Aves; Suliformes; Phalacrocoracidae
Source: RefSeq, a predicted model, not a curated record
CGUUGGAAGGGAAAUAUUUUCCCGGGAAAAUCUCACGUGGUGCCGCGCUGGCUCCGGCGGGGAACGGUCCGGCCAUGAGUCACCUCCGGGCGACAGCUGCCAGGGGGCUCCGGCGGAGCGGCGGGAGGGGAGCCUUGCGCAGGAAGGGCGCGUCGCCCCGCGGAGCGGCCCCCGCUCCAGCGCCUGCCCCGCCGCCCUCCCGGCACCUCUUCAGCGACCCGGCUGAGAUCGAGGCCCUGCGCGGGCACUUGCUGGCUUGGUACGACAAAUGCAAGCGGGACCUUCCCUGGAGGACGCUGGCAGCAACUGAGCUGGAUGCUGACAGACGGGCGUACGCAGUGUGGGUGUCUGAGAUCAUGCUCCAGCAGACGCAGGUGGCUACAGUGAUUGACUACUACAACCGCUGGAUGCAGAAGUGGCCGACGCUGCAGGCUCUGGCACAGGCAUCCCUGGAGGAGGUGAAUGAGCUGUGGGCAGGUCUUGGCUACUACUCCCGAGGGAAGCGUCUGCAGGAGGCGGCAAGAAAGGUGGUGUCUGAGCUGGCCGGCCAGAUGCCCAGGACAGCUGAGGACCUGCAGAAGCUGCUGCCGGGAGUGGGUCGAUACACAGCGGGAGCCAUCGCAUCCAUCUCGUACGGGCAGGCUACUGGCGUCGUGGAUGGGAACGUGAUCCGGGUCCUGUGCCGCAUGCGGUGCAUUGGUGCUGACUCCAGCAGCCCAGCCGUCAUCGAACGGCUCUGGGACAUGGCCAAUGCCCUGGUAGACAGGAGCCGCCCUGGGGAUUUUAACCAAGCCCUGAUGGAGCUGGGGGCAACGGUGUGUGUGCCCAAGGCCCCGCUGUGCGGGGAGUGCCCCUUGAAGCAGCACUGCCAAGCACAGCGCAGGGUGGAGAAGGAGCUGGCCUUUGCCUCUCAGAAGCUGUUUGGAAAACGUGCCCCAGUGUCUGAUGUUGAGGACUGUGGUGUUGGAGGCUGUCCCCUGUGCCCCCCAGCCACGGAGCCAUGGGACAGCAGCCUGGGGGUGACCAACUUCCCCCGGAAAGCAGCAAAGAAGCAGCCGCGGGUGGCACGAACGGCUACGUGUGUGCUGGAGCGGAGGGGCUGCCAUGGGGCCCUGGAGUACCUCAUCGUGCAGAGACCCAGCUCGGGUCUCCUGGCUGGGCUCUGGGAGUUCCCCAGCCUCCCGCUGGCUCAGGGUCUGCAGGAGGAGAAGCAGAGGGAGGUGCUGGCAGAUCACCUCCAGGCCUGGACAGGGCGGCCAGUGGCGGCUGGAGGCCUGCGGUUCAUUGGAGAGGUUGUCCACAUCUUCUCUCACAUCCACCAGACAUAUGUGGUCUACUCCCUGUCCCUGGAUGGGGAUGUGACCCUGGACCCUGCCUUAUCCCCAUCCCGCUGGGUGACGGAGGAGGAGUUCCAUGCCUCAGCUGUGUCCACAGCCAUGAAAAAGGUGCUGAAAGCGCAUGAGAAGCAGCGUGGGGAGGAGAGCAGCCCUGGAAAGGGCUCCAAGCGGAAGCGGGGGGCAAAGCUCCAGGGAGCAAGCAGCACCUGCCCUGGGACACAGCUCUCCCUCCGUGCCUUCCUCCGGGCACCCAAGUCCCCGUGAUGGCACCUUUGACAUCUGAGACCACUGGACACCUGCGCUGUAAGUGCAUUGGCUUCCCCAGCUCUCCCCUGGGAGUUGUGCCGUGAUGGGGCCAGUGUGGUUGUCCUGGACAUGACUCAGAGCGAGGCUUGCCCUCCCUCCUCAGGUGGAGCCCUCCUGGGAUUACUUGGCCCCGUAGAGCCACUACUCUGGCACUGCAGACUCGUGGCAGCAGGGGUUUCUCUCUGGCUGCAGGAAGGCUGUGGCCACAUCGCUCCCACAGCCCUGUCCCUGGCUGCUUGCCUGUACAGCAUCCACAAUUGCUGUCUGGCAGAUGAGGCUGUACCCUUCCUGGCCUCCAGUAGCCCUUUUUAUACACUUGUUUUUACUGAACCUGAGCCAUAGGCUUUCUAAUAAUAAAUCUAUGUGCGUUUUU